AUGUCGCAUAUGGUGUUUCAGAGCGUCGUCGCUCCCAAACCCUUAUCCCCACUCAAACCCUGCUUACCCAUCCCUCGCCCAAUCGCGACUCUGCCUUGUAAGCUCCGCCGCGGCUUCACCGUCAGGGCUUCGUCCUCUUCUCUUAUCGAUUCCGUUGGAGAUUCGGUUUCAGGUCUCGAGCGCUGCUUAAUGAUGCCGUCGGGCGUUGAAUUAGGCCCAUCUUCCUCUGCCUCCUUCUCUGUAGCUGCUCGGAUGUCUCCAGUGAUGAAAGGUGGCAAGUUCGGCUCCGUAGGAGCUGUUACCUUGGAAAAGGGGAAGCUCGAUAUGACCCAGAAGAAAGUCGAAUCAAGCCCUGAGCUUGCAACUGGAGGAGGUGGCGGAGACAUCGGAAAGAAAAUCAAUUUCGGUGGUGGCGAUGGAGGUGAUGACGAUGGUGAUGAUGAUAAUUACUUUGACGAAUUUGAUGAUGACGAUGAUGGAAGUGAAGGUGGACUCUUUAGGCGUAGGAUGUUCCUCGCAGAGCUUUUUGAUAGGAAAUUUGUUGAUGCUGUGUUGAACGAAUGGCAAAAAACAAUGAUGGAUUUGCCUGCUGGCCUCCGUCAAGCAUAUGAGAUGGGUUUGGUCAGCUCAGCACAAAUGGUUAGAUUCCUUGCCAUUAAUGCUCGUCCUACAACAACUAGAUUCAUCUCCCGUGCUCUUCCUCAGGGAUUGUCGAGGGCCUUUGUUGGCAGGAUGUUGGCGGAUCCUGCGUUUCUCUAUAGACUACUUUUGGAGCAAGCUGCGACGGUUGGAUGCUCGGUUUGGUGGGAGGUGAAGACUCGUAAGAAUAGGUUAAAAGAGGAAUGGGAUCUUGCACUUAUAAAUGUGCUUACUGUAUCAGCGUGCAAUGCAGCUGCUGUUUGGUUGCUAGCUCCUUGUCGUUCCUAUGGAAACACAUUUCGGUUUGACCUGCAAAAUACACUGCAAAAGCUACCAAACAAUAUAUUUGAAAUGAGCUAUCCUCUUAGAGAGUUCGACUUGCAAAAGAGGAUUCACUCUCUUUUCUACAAGGCCGCAGAGUUGUCCAUUCUUGGAACUGCAACAGGAGCUCUCCAGGGUUCGUUGUCAAACUUUCUGGCCGGAAAGAAGAAGAACAGAGUAUCUGUGACAGUCCCAUCAAUCAGCACCAACGCUCUUGGUUAUGGCGCCUUCCUUGGAAUAUAUGCGAAUUUGAGAUAUCAGCUGUUAUGUGGAUUUGAAAGAACAAUGAGCAGCCACUUUGAUGUCAUAGGAGUAGCACUCUUCUUUGGCACAGCCAUGAGGAUUAUGAAUGUUCAGUUAGGGGAAAGGUCAAGACAAGUAUGGCUAGGUGUGGAGGCAGACCCGUUGGCUCAGUCGGAUGAGCUGCUGGCAAAAGCAUAUAACCGACCCUCAGAAGAAGCAAAGCCAUCUUCAAAAUGGUUCAUCUCAAAGAAUGCGAUUGUCUCAGGGCUACUUGGUAUAAAGCAAGAGGACUCGGUUUCAGAUUCUCCAGCUCCAAAGGCUCGGCGAAAGAGGACUGUACGGAAGAAAGUGGCUGCAGCUGCCUCUUGA
This is a messenger RNA of Microthlaspi erraticum, 1572 nucleotides long. Lineage: Eukaryota; Viridiplantae; Streptophyta; Magnoliopsida; Brassicales; Brassicaceae. The record is from the annotation of a GenBank genome assembly.